AUGUCUUUUCUAGGACGAAAGUACCCGGCGCCAGUCGCCAAGCCAAUGCUUCCUUUCUUCGCUGCAGGCCUGAUUGUCCUCUACGGCAUCAACGAGUUCGCGAACGUCAUGAUGAACACACCCGAGUUCAAGAACGACUCGCGCAACCCCCACGCGAAGGCAGCAAAGCUUGAGGAGAAGCGUUGA
Molecule: messenger RNA, 186 nt
Organism: Paracoccidioides brasiliensis Pb18
Product: F1F0 ATP synthase subunit i
Exons: 4
Coding region: 1-186 (61 amino acids)
Biological process (GO): proton motive force-driven ATP synthesis
Molecular function (GO): proton transmembrane transporter activity
Source: RefSeq, a predicted model, not a curated record